This is a messenger RNA of Plasmodium knowlesi strain H, 1518 nucleotides long. Its product is annotated as FACT complex subunit SSRP1, putative. The transcript has a single exon. Gene Ontology annotation, molecular function: DNA binding; histone binding; nucleosome binding. The coding region runs from base 1 to 1518 and encodes 505 amino acids. NCBI's taxonomy places the organism in Eukaryota, Apicomplexa, Aconoidasida, Haemosporida, Plasmodiidae. Gene Ontology annotation, cellular component: nucleus; FACT complex. The record is from RefSeq and is a predicted model, not a curated record.
AUGGGAGAUAACGCUGGCAGCUCGGGUAGCAACCCCGUGAUUUCCAUCGGAAACAUUCGCGGAUUCGGGGGCUGCGACUAUGGAUCAUUUCGAAUGUCCAACGAGUUCUUAGGAUGGAAAAAUAAACAAACGAAUAGCGUAUACCAGUACAAGUGUAGCGACAUAAGUGAAGCGGAGUGGAUAAAAACAGGCUACAACAACAACAGACUACACAUAAAAUUCAAUAAGCAGAAGGACAAUUUGAUCAUCUUUUUCGACGGAUUCCCUGAUAGAAAUAUUUCAGAAAUAACGCAACAUUUUCAGAAAUACUUUAAUCUGAGAUUAGCUAGUAGGAAGAUAGCCACGAAGGGAUGGAACUGGGGUGAAUUCAAGUUAGAAAAUACGAACAUAAACUUCGACAUAGACAACAAGUAUGCAUUCAGUAUUCCAACGAACAGUAUCAAUCAACUGAAUGUUCAGAUAAAAACGGACAUAGCGAUGGAACUGAAAAAUGAGGAUUAUAAAAAAACGAAUGAAGACUUUCUAUCAGAAAUACGUUUCUGUUAUCCACACGAAAAUGAUGAAAAUAAACAUUUUCAAAAUUUUAAAAAUGACUUACUAGAAAAAGUAAAUAUAGGAGACUCUAAAAGUGAAUGCAUUGCUUCCCUUGCAAAUAUUCCUCUCCUCGUCCCAAGAGGAAGAUACGAAAUCGAAAUGUAUCCAAAGUCGUUCAAGCUACAUGGAAAAUCCUACGAUUUUACCGUUCAGUAUACUAAUAUAAAUAAAAUGUUGCUAGUCCCCAAAAGUAACUCCAACCAGUACGUUUUAAUCUUUAGCCUAAAUAAUAAAAUGAAGCAAGGACAAACUGAGUACCCAUUCAUUUUGGUUCAACUCAAUAACGAUGACGACAUGGAGUUGGACAUCAAUGCAAGUGAAGAAGAUCUGAAAAAAUAUAAAUUGGAGAAAUCUCUCUGCGGAAGAGCAUAUGAAGUAAUUCCUAGACUCUUUUCUGCUCUUGUUAAAAAGAAUGCCAUCAUUCCAGGAGAUUUCAGAACAGCAAAAAAUGAACAUGGUAUUACAUGCAGCUAUAGAGCAGCAAGUGGACAACUUUACCCCCUAAAUAAAUACUUUCUUUUUAUUGUAAAACCCGUCAUUUUAAUCUCCUUUGAUGACAUUGUAACACUCACUUUCCAGAGAACGGGUAACAUAAACCAACACCGUUUCUUCUCUGUUAUCAUAAAACACAAAAGAGGAAUGAGUUAUGAGUAUACCAACAUAGACAAAAGUGAAUACCUCCCUUUGCUGGAAUUUCUAAAAAGUAAAAAUAUACACAUUCAGGAUGAUGCCAAUGUUGCUGAUAAAAAACAGGACUUCGGCGAUGAACUCUCCGAAUCGGAUGAGGAGGAAUACGUUGCCGAUGACGAUGAUGACGACGAAGAGGAUUACGUCGCAGAAGAGGAGGAGGAUGACGAUGAUGAUGGUAGUGAUGACGAUGAGGAGGAAGAGGAGGAAGAAGAAGAAGAAGACGAUGAUAAGUAG